AUGCCGCCGUCUGCACAACGGCAACAGCAGCCUGCGCCCAACACGCCAGACGAAGACUGUGAUUAUCUUCACUACCCGCAUCCUGAAAAUGGCAGCCUCGUUCCUCUAGCUGUCCAGAGCCUCCGAUACGGACCUGAAUUCCCUGAGAAUCAACCAUGGGCAAGCCUGGGAAUGCCUCCAUCCCGUGUCCCUACGCUGCAGGCUGCCUGGUAUUGGAUCCUAUCGCCCGUUCUGGUGGACGGAAGCGAAGAUCGACGGAUAACACCCGGGUCGGCUUCAGUCGUAUUUUUGAGGUUAGUUGCCAUAGCCCCCUUCACAGGCUUUAUGCUACCUAGUUGGACAAAUGGCGUACCAGCUUUGAUUUCUUGGAAUCAAACCCAACAAAACGCUCUUGAAUCGGAAAAUUUGAAGUAUGAGCUGUUUUACGAUAGAUUGUCAACGGCCCUUUCGCAUUCAUCUUCUAUAGAGGAAAAUUUGUCUACGGCGGCCACCUUCUCAGCCAAUAUUCAACUGGGCGGGCAACAGGUCCAAUCUGAGAAUCCCGAUUCCCCUAUUGUUAGAAGUCACACCACAUUCCAGGCUCGGUCUCAACCAGGGGGUCUCUCCUUACGACCAAGAUAUCUCUGCUUCUUGACCGGCUCCGAGGAAAAGCCAUAUCGGACCAUUUCUGUGUCAGAUUAUGUCCACGAGCAUGGUGAUCAAGCAGAUACCGAGUUCAUCUUUGUUUCCUACACGCGGAUGCAAUUCAGAGUGGCCACUGACGAGGAGAUCGAUACAUAUGAGUAUCCAGAUGAGGAAACGCGAGAUGCCAACCGCAAAUUGGCUAAGAAUGACCGCGAGACUCUUGCACGCUGGGGUGUGGAUGCGGCUUUGGCUGCUGGCAAGCCAGCGUUCUGGCUUGACUUUGAGUGUGUGCGCGACUCUGAUGGCGUGGCCCGGUCAAGCAGCAAAAGCGAGGACGUUUAUCGGAUCUGUGAUAUUGUCCGAGCUGCCCAUUCUAUAAUAAUCGCGAUAGGACCAUCGGCCGAAGACAAAGUGAAAACUCUGUUGCGUCGCGACGACAGCAGAUCUGACACCUUCAACACGGAGCAUUCAUCACAAUGGCUACGACAAUGGGGCUCUCGUCUCUGGACGUUGCCGGAGCUGCUCCUCUGCCCCAAUGAGUAUCGCAUCAAACUCUACGUCUUUGGAGAGUCCAAGGAGCCUAAAGAGCUGGCGAAACGAAACUUUGCCGAAAGGGCAUGGGAAGAUGCGGAGUCUGUUAAGGAGCUGGUUAACCACUAUGAAGCGUCUGCAAUUCUCACACCGCGACAGCUGAUUGAAAUUGCUUUGGAGUGCUUCGCGCGUCGCAAAACGGACCAGUUCAGUGCCGGAGAUGUCGCCUACGCCAUCAUGGGAUUGUUUCCAGACAGCCAAAGACCACAGAUUGACCAGAACGAUUCUGGCUUCAGGGCUUUUGCCCGGCUCGCCCUGGCAAUUGACGACGGGAACAUCCUUGAGCGGAUGAUGUGCCUUGGUCCGCUGCACGCUGUCUCCCCCUGGUCAGACACAUCGGACUACUGGGGCUCGAGGUUGAGAGACUUUCGACCAGCAUGCCAUAUAGUGGAUGUCACAAGUUCGGAUGCCCUCGUGAUCCAGGACGUCUACGCCACGCCCAUCGCUUGGGACAAAAUCGAGCGUUCUACGUCCCUGAAGUAUUCAGGCGAGGGGUUCAGAAUUCCACUCAUCGUGGCCUUCAACAUUGCAUGGCUUUGCCUUCCGUGCUGGCUGUGGAUAACAUACAUCAUCCCAUACGGUACGAACUCAAUGUUCUUGUUUGCUAUCUUGAUCUAUGUGACAGCCGCGAUAGUUAUUUUGUGCUCUAUCGUUUUCCCUUUCACUUUCAUGUUUUUUGGGAUGCCUUAUUGUUCAAAUAAAGAAAAAAGCCGGGUCAUUGGAAUUCAAGGCCGUGUCGAUACUGCAACUAUCGAACGAUAUAUCUGGGGAUUCAACCAUGGGAGGCUGAAGGAAAUAGUCGCGGAUGAAGAGCAGAGUGGAAAUAUGGGCACACUUCGCAAAGAACCCGCUGGUCAGAUAUUCACCAUCGUCGAUACAACAACGCUUACGAUGACUGUGGUGCGGUGCACCGCACCUCCAGUAGCCAUAGUCGUUUGUGGGCAAGCUGGAGGAACCGAUCGGGCCCUUUUGUGCUCUUUCGACUGCAAGACGGGCUCCUAUCAUCGCGAGAAAGUCCUACGCGUUGACCCAUUGAUGAGCAGCCUGAUGCAUCGCACAAGGUCAAUGCAUUUGUGCCUUACGCCCCUCGGCCCAUCCUUGACACCAACGACUGUAUCAGAGACCGAUGAUGAUACCAGUGGCCAUGGAACCGGCGUCAUUACCAGAAUACAAGAAAGCGCGAAACUAACAUCCAGACCCUGGAGUGUGAAUCUUCUCAUUAUGGUGACUGCUACUCAAAUAUUCGGUCCUGACAAGUCCUUCUCAAGUGAUUCAUAUUCGUGUAUCGCGUAUUUUUCCGGGAUUUUACUUGCUCAAAUAGCCGCAUUCGUCUGUUUUCGCAAAGGCCUUUUGUUGCAAAUCACAGCACCGGCUCUGUACAGUAGCGAGAUCUUAUAUUACUUUCAGAUAAUAACCUACAAACAUUGUAAGUUCCCACCGUGGCUGAUGAUGCCACUGUGGAUGACGCUGCAAUUAUUGCGUGGGGCUGCCAUAGGCAUCAUGAUAACCGGCUUGGUAUUCUACCACUGCGCAUGGUUCUCCAAAAAGAAGGCGAUAUGGCGAAUCCUGGCUUGGGCUGUUCUGACUAGCGAGAUUUUUCGCGUUGUGAGCUUAUUCGUCAAUCUUUACGAUCGGGCCUAUCUUAACCACCUUCUGGAUGUCGGCAUAUCCCUCAUGAUCAUUACCCUGGCGACGGUUUCUUCCUCGCAUCUGAGCUUGCCCCAAGAUUCGCCCUGGCUAGAUGUACCUGAAAGAAUGGCUAUUGUCUCUUCUUCGUCUAUUUCUAGGUAUUAUAAGGGAGAGAGGCCAAAGUGGCUGAAAACAUCAGGAUCUCCAUGGCCUCUGAUGGUCCUUUAUUCCACAGUUAUCACAAUGAUGGCGUUCAUAAGUGGGACCAUGUUUUUUAAUCCUCCCCGUCAUCCCCUAUACGCCAUCUUGGAACUUCUACCAGGAUCUGCGGUUGUUGUGGUUGCGAUUUUAGCCAGCUGGCUUUCGCCAUACUAUCUACCAGGGCUGAUCCAUUUGGUAAUGGUUUUAUGCUCUGUUGCUGGAAUUUUCCUGUCCGUUCGACUGCAUUUGCUGGUCCUUCCACUCAUUUGGGUAAUUAUCCUUGAUGAAAUGGAGACUUUGACCCAGGCCUUCGGCUUGCUCUGUUUGUCGAUCGCGGCAUGGGGAGCCGGGAGGCUUAUUUCAGCCACAUUGAUACCCUUGGACAGGAUCACGACCAUGGGUAUACCAGUCUUCGCUACUCUACAAGCAUUUUUAGUGGUGUUGGCCAAAACACUGGCAGUAACCAGGGAGAGAAGGGCUGUUUCUGCUCAACGGGCAAGAACGGUCCAGUCACAGUAUCAAGACGUUGAUGAAGAGUUAGCCUAG
Molecule: messenger RNA, 3591 nt
Organism: Clonostachys solani
Lineage: Eukaryota; Fungi; Ascomycota; Sordariomycetes; Hypocreales; Bionectriaceae
Source: the annotation of a GenBank genome assembly